This is a messenger RNA of Nilaparvata lugens (brown planthopper), 1878 nucleotides long. RefSeq names its product very-long-chain (3R)-3-hydroxyacyl-CoA dehydratase hpo-8 (gene Hacd1). Bases 327 to 1034 code for a protein of 235 amino acids. Gene Ontology annotation, biological process: fatty acid elongation; very long-chain fatty acid biosynthetic process; sphingolipid biosynthetic process. Gene Ontology annotation, molecular function: 3-hydroxyacyl-CoA dehydratase activity. The record is from RefSeq and is a predicted model, not a curated record. Gene Ontology annotation, cellular component: endoplasmic reticulum membrane. Lineage: Eukaryota; Metazoa; Arthropoda; Insecta; Hemiptera; Delphacidae. The transcript is spliced from 5 exons.
UCCUGAAUUUAACAGCUGCAUUUCAUUUCUUCGCUCUUGUCCUUUGAUGACUGUCAAAAGUUGAAUUUCGAGCUUCUGCAACAACUUUCUCCUUUCUUUCCUAAUACAUCGGUGAAAUUUCUAAGUUAACCAAUUAAACAAUCUAAAUUUAGUCAUUACUUUAGUGAAAACUGUAAUUUUUACUAAAUCAACGCGAGUGUCAAAAGAUUUUUGUCCUGUCAUCAUGAAACGUUGAGGUUAUCUAGUGCAAAAUAUUGAUAAUUAUUAUUGUGCUUGUGUCAGUGAGAAUUUAAUUAUAUUUAUAGUUUUAAACAUUUGUUAACAUUAUGGCAAAACCCAAAUCAAGUAAACCAGAAAAGUCCGGCCCUGGAAUUAUUGGAACAAGCUAUUUAUUAGCAUAUAACGGACUUCAAGUUGUAGGAUGGUCGUACCUUUUAUUUCAAGUUGCCAAGCAUUACCUUAUUAGUGGGAAAGGCAAUGAUACGAUAUGGAAUGAAGUUUAUUACACUGUAAUUGUAUUUCAAAAUGCUGCCGUCCUGGAGAUCUUGAACGUAGCAUUGGGUCUAGUGAAGUCAAACCUGAUGAUCACGAUCUUCCAAGUGCUGUCUCGAGUGAUGGUGGUGUGCGGGGUGCUCCUGGCCACGCCCACUGGCCCCGUCAGUCCCGGCAUGCCCCCCAUGCUGUUUGCCUGGUCCGUCACUGAGAUCAUUCGCUACAGCUACUAUGCGCUCAACAUCAUCAACUGUGUCCCUUACUUCCUAGUGUGGUGCAGAUACACAUUCUUCAUUGCCCUAUAUCCAAUCGGAGUAACAGGGGAGUUGCUGUGCUUCUACUGGGCUCAACAGUAUGUGGCCAAGACGAAAGCAUGGAGCUAUGAGCUGCCAAAUCCCUUGAAUUUCACAUUCAGUUACAGUUACUUCCUUCUAUCUGUUAUGUUCUCCUACAUUCCACUUUUCCCUCAAAUGUACAUGCACAUGGUCAACCAGAGGAAGAAGAUCAUAGGAGGCCAAACAUCAGAAAAGAAGGCUAAAUAGACAUUUGAAAAAAUGAACAAUUUCUAAGUUACUAUUAUUUGAGAUCUGCUCAAUUAGUGUUAUGGUGAGUGUCGAAAAAAUACUUUCGGGUACAUUAAUUUCGUAAAAGGAUUCCAGGGUGCAAUUUUAGAUUUUGAAGGUUGGUUUUUUCUAAUGAAUGUAGUGUUUUGAUAUUGAAAUACUAUGUGAUUUUAACUUUAUUAUCGUAUUUUUAACAUGUUUAUGUUGUCUUCCGAAUUCUAGUACAAAGUAUGUGUAUUCCGUAUUUUAUUCUCUUAUAUAUCUGUAUUAAUAUUCUUAAUCGUGCUUCUGUUGGCGUACAAUGACGUUAUGAUUGUGGUAUUUGUUAAUAAUAAAAUUGUGAGUUUUAUUCACAAAUUUAUGGAAAAUCUUAUCUUCGUGAUAUUAAAAAUUAUCAGAUUGUUACAAAAUCACAAAUUAAAAAUCUUUUCAAAAAAUGAGAAAUUUAUUCCUUGUAUGGGCCAUAGCACGUGAGCAAGAAUGAACAAAACACCAUUUUAAUUUUAUAUGGAUAUAAUUAUACAUAAUGGUUCCCUUGUAUUUUAUAAAUAUCCAAGUCUAUAACUUACAAAUUUAACAUGAUUUUGCUACAUUCCCAACAGUAGUACAAUAUUAUAGUUGUAUGCUUUAUGUUGGAUAAAUUGAUAUUUAACACUAAUUAGAAAACUGUAUGGUAUUUUUGGUUAAUUUUGUAAAUGUGUUUGUAAUAUUGGCAAGUUUACUUGUAACUCUGUUUUUGUAUGUGUAAAUGUAGUAGUAUAUAUUGUUGGACGGGUGUAUAUUUAAGAUUUAUUUGAAAAUAAAUUACUAUUUUUCAACUGUA